AUGGCUACUUCAAAUGGUCUGGGGCCUAAGAAGCCCGUCCUAUUCUUUGAUAUCGACAACUGUCUGUAUUCAAGAAGCACCAAGGUCCACGAUCUCAUGGCUGACCUCAUUGACCAAUAUUUCGCCACUCAUCUGGGAGUUCCCUAUGAGGAGGCUGUGAGACUUCACAAGGACUACUAUACCAACUAUGGUCUGGCCAUUGAGGGGCUGGUCCGCCAUCAUCAGAUUGAUCCCCUCGACUACAACGCAAAAGUCGACGACGCCCUGCCGCUGGAGGAUAUCAUCAAGCCCGACCCUGAACUCCGCGCUCUGCUCCAGGACAUUGACAAAAGUAAGGUCACAAUGUGGCUGCUCACCAAUGCAUACAGCACCCAUGGUAAACGAGUGGUCCGUCUUUUGGGCAUUGACGACCUGUUUGAUGGCCUGACCUUCUGCGACUACGCCGAGGAACCCCUGCUCUGCAAGCCUCACCCGGAUAUGUUCAAGAAGGCUAUGCGCCAGGCUGGUAUUGAGGAAUAUGGGGACUGCUACUUUGUCGAUGACUCGUACUCGAACUGUGCAAAGGCAAGCGAGCUUGGCUGGCACGUUGCCCACCUGGUAGAAGAAGGCCUCAAGGUCCCGGAGACACCGGCCUCGCAAUAUCAGAUAAAGCACGUGCGAGAGCUGAGGACAAUCUUCCCCCAGUUUUUCAAGUCUACGUCCCAGUAA
Molecule: messenger RNA, 708 nt
Organism: Clonostachys rhizophaga
Lineage: Eukaryota; Fungi; Ascomycota; Sordariomycetes; Hypocreales; Bionectriaceae
Source: the annotation of a GenBank genome assembly